UACAACUUUUAGAACAUAUUUUCUAUUUAUUUGCUAAGUUGAACAUAUUGGGGAAAAAGAUGUGAGAUAUUUAAUGUGUCGUAACUUUUAUAAUUUGGAAGACAGACAGGGAUCGCAUGCCAUGUUCUCUGAAGAGCCCAUGUGUCAAAAUAAAUUGAUUUUUUAUUGAUUUAUUUGAACACUUCAAGUCUUCAUUAUGUCUUAUUUCAAGGUUCACUGUAACUGCCUUUGUUUUUGCGUAUUUUUAGUAAACAGUGAUCAGCUCAGGAUAUAUAUCAAAAUGUAUUUAACAACCAAAUAACGCCACAGAGGUUGUUGAGUUUUUGUUUUUUCAUUUUUUUACAUGGCCUUUUUAGUUUGACAGCCUUGCUGUAGAGGAUGUUAACUUUUUUUCACUUAAAACAAAAUGACAAACGUCAGACCAAACUGCAUAGGACAGUGUUUCCAGGUCAUUGACAGUGGAGUCUAUAAAAGUUUUGGAAAGUUACAAUUUAAAAACAUACAUGCAUUAUUUUGAAUAUACCAUUAAUGAAUUAAUCAAUUGUUAACUUUUCUUAUUUUCAUAAGCUUCUGUCCACAGUUAAGGGUGUUCAGAGAAGGCAAAAUGAAAAUACUGAGCCGAAACUGUGUGGUAUAUCCUGCUGGCUGUUUUGUAUCAUGUGCUAGAAGAAGCCAAACACCUGCCCAGACAUGAUGGGGAACUGCCAGGCUUGCUGCAACCGUCCCAAGAACACAAAUAUCCGGAUCAGUCUGCCUGCCAUCUGCUUUGUGUGGCAGAUUUCUAUGAUCAUCCUGUUUGGGGUCUUUGUGCGCUAUGAUGAGGAGUCGGAUUCUCACUGGGUUGAAUAUAUGCAUAAGAACAACAUUACAAGCCAUGUGGAGAAUGAUUUCUAUUACAGGUAUCCAAGUUUCCAGGAUGUUCAUGUCAUGAUCUUUGUUGGUUUUGGUUUCCUUAUGACCUUCCUGAAGCGCUACAGCUUCAGUGGAGUGGGCUUCAACUUUCUGAUUGCUGCCUUUGGAAUUCAGUGGGCCCUGCUGAUGCAAGGCUGGUUCCACUCACUGGACCCAACUGACGGGACCAUCAAAAUCGGAAUUGAAAAUAUCAUCAAUGCUGACUUCUGUGUGGCUGGGUGUCUAAUCGCAUUUGGAGCCUGUCUGGGAAAAGUCAGUCCUGUACAGCUGAUGGUGAUGACUCUCUUUGGAGUCACGUUGUUUGCAGUGGAGGAGUAUAUCAUCCUUAACAUUAUUCAUGCUAAAGAUGCAGGUGGGUCUAUGACCAUCCAUACCUUUGGAGGAUAUUUUGGUCUGGUCAUAUCAUGGGUUCUGUAUCGACCAAAUUUACAUCAGAGUAAACGUCUGCAAGGCUCCCACUACCAUUCUGAUGUCUUCGCCAUGAUAGGAACCCUCUUCCUCUGGAUGUUCUGGCCCAGCUUCAACUCUGCCAUAGCGAAUCAUGGAGACGGACAGCACCGAGCAGUCAUCAACACCUACCUGGCCUUGGCUUCCAGCGUUGUCACAGCCAUCGCCAUCUCCAGCCUCUCCCACAGAAGAGGCAAACUGGACAUGGUUCAUGUCCAGAAUGCCACCCUAGCUGGAGGCGUAGCCAUGGGUACAGCAGCUGAAUUUAUGAUCAUGCCCUACGGCUCACUCAUCGUUGGCUUCUGUUGUGGAAUCCUGUCUACCUUUGGCUAUUUGGUGCUUACUCCAUUCCUGGAGAAACAUAUGAAGAUCCAGGACACUUGUGGAAUCCACAAUCUGCAUGCUAUGCCUGGUUUGCUAGGGGGAGUCAUAGGCGCCAUCACAGCUGCCACCGCAAGCAAAUCUGUCUACGGACAUGAAGGGUUGGUGAACACUUUUAACUUCGUGGAUGAAUUUGCGAACAGAUCGGUGGGCACACAGGGGGCUCAUCAGGCUGCUGGACUGUGUGUGGCUCUCAUUUUUGCACUGGGCGGUGGAGCGUUGGUGGGUGGGAUCCUGAAGUUGCCUCUCUGGGGAGACCCUGAGGACUGCAACUGCUUUGACGAUGAAGUGUACUGGGAGCUGCCUGAAGAUGAGGAGAGCAUCCCUGCUAUUAUUGAAUACAACAACCAGAUGGACAGCAAGCGCUUUGAUAUGGUGGAGUCCAACACGUUAACAGUCUCAACCUGACUGAUCGGUCACAAACCACUGAACACUUAUGUGCUCAGUGAUAAAAGCCCCAGUGCACAACCAGAUGCUUGAUGAAUUGCACACUAGUUCUAUAUUUGCAGCCGUUCAGCUGCCCCUAACUACAUAUUCCUCUUCAGUGGUCUGACUCUCCUGCUGACAUCUACAUACCUGUAAGGUUCAUUCCUAAUCCAGAUUUUGUGUGGCUGUUCCAGCUGUUUAACUAUGUUUCUAGGCUAAAUAACCCAAGCUAUGUGCUGACUCCUUUUGGGAAACUGUGAACUAUAGCAUAUUAGGUAUAACCUGUAAAUGUGCAAAUAACUUUGUUUUAUAUAGAAAGUGCACCAGUGUCUAUAUUAAAGUCUCUUUUUAACUGUAAAACCUUUUGAAGUUUGUUACUCUUGGCAAUUAAAUACCUCAGUGACACGAA
Molecule: messenger RNA, 2575 nt
Organism: Pygocentrus nattereri (red-bellied piranha)
Lineage: Eukaryota; Metazoa; Chordata; Actinopteri; Characiformes; Serrasalmidae
Product: ammonium transporter Rh type C-like
Exons: 12
Coding region: 691-2148 (485 amino acids)
Biological process (GO): ammonium transmembrane transport; ammonium homeostasis
Cellular component (GO): plasma membrane
Molecular function (GO): ammonium channel activity
Source: RefSeq, a predicted model, not a curated record